This is a messenger RNA of Vanessa tameamea, 821 nucleotides long. RefSeq lists its product as uncharacterized. NCBI's taxonomy places the organism in Eukaryota, Metazoa, Arthropoda, Insecta, Lepidoptera, Nymphalidae. The transcript has 4 exons. Bases 1 to 504 code for a protein of 167 amino acids. The record is from RefSeq and is a predicted model, not a curated record.
AUGGCACCUGUUUUUGUAAAUAUACUUGUGCACGAUAAAGUGUCCUGCGUAGGGGUUCCCGUCGACACGGACACGCUCGGGACCCGAUCGACCAUCCUAGACGACAGAUCAUCGACGAAAACCUUUGACAAAUCCAGAACGACAUCGAGCACAUCGAUAAACACAUCAAAAACGGACCGGGACAGCGUCGCCGACUCCAAGCCGCACCCCGCCAAGUGCAGCGGGCGCGUGGUGGCGAGCGUGCGCGCGCUGCCGCGUUCCGAGCCCGUGCCCACAUCCCCACGUGCCGCAUCCCCCCGCCACGCCUCGCCUCGCCACGCUUCGCCCCGCCACGCACGCUCAUCCGGCACGCCACCCCCGCCGCCGCCGAGGAACAUAAGGAGACAAGACUCGUCAGCCAGUUCAUCACAGAGCCCGCCACCUGUUCCGGUGCGGAUGGCGAUGACUGUGACGGAUAACACGGCGAGGAAGGCGAAGAGAAAAACCAAUAAGACGCCUCGAUGAGAUGUCGUUUAGUGCUUUGGAUGCUGGGAACAAAAAUCUUAUGCUUGAUUAUUAAGUACUUAAAAAUAUCUAGAUAUUAAACCGAUUUAAUUAACAUUCAAUUACAAAUUGUAUAAACUUAAACUUAAGUGUUAGGGGCGUUUAGAUAAACAGUGCUGUCUUCUUCUUUCGAAUGUUAAAUCGAUUAUGUCAGAAAGAGACGUCAGUGUUUAAAGCGUGGAUAUAAAAAUGGGCUCGUUUGAGUUUCGUUUGAACAUAUUUUCGUAAUUAUUCCCUUUUUGUUCGUAAACUAUCCAUCAGAAGUUUCGUUUAAUGUU